Molecule: messenger RNA, 1014 nt
Organism: Pantherophis guttatus
Lineage: Eukaryota; Metazoa; Chordata; Lepidosauria; Squamata; Colubridae
Gene: DKK4
Product: dickkopf Wnt signaling pathway inhibitor 4
Biological process (GO): multicellular organism development; negative regulation of canonical Wnt signaling pathway
Cellular component (GO): extracellular region
Molecular function (GO): receptor antagonist activity; co-receptor binding
Source: RefSeq, a predicted model, not a curated record
CCACCAACGGGGGCAUCUCCAGGGACCACCAAAGUCCUGCAGGGCAGAAGAUGGAGGCCACCUUCCUUCUGGGGCUCACUUGCCUCUGCUCCCCUUUGACCGCUCUGGUUCUUGACUUCAAUACCAUCAGGGGCUCGUCUGAAGUGUCCGGUUCCAAGAAGAGCACACAGUGCUUGACAGACAAAGAUUGCCGGGUGGGGAAAUAUUGUUACAAGCCCCAAGAGGAGCAGCUGCCCUUCUGUGCUCCCUGCCAGGGUUUACGAAGAAGAUGCCAGGGAAAUGGGAUGUGUUGCCCGGGUACGAUCUGUAUCAAUGAGGUGUGUGCCCAGGUGGAAAGGAUGCCCUUGGCUGAGGAGCAGAGAGACGGGAGACAGGCUGAAUUGGGUGCCAAGGAACGAUGGCCACGGCCAGCUCAAGCCGGGCAUGUCCGGAAGGAAGGAGCUCGGCCGAGGGCACGUAGCCCAGCUGGCACGGGGGAGCGCUGCCUCCGGACCUCCGAAUGUGCCCAAGGGCACUGCUGCGCCCGCCACUUCUGGGCCAAGAUCUGCAAACCUGUUCUCCUCGAAGGGGCCGUGUGUUCCGGGCGAGGGCAGAAGGAUGGCGGGGCGCCAGGCCCCGAAAUCUUCCAGCAUUGUGGUUGCGCGGCCGGCCUGGUUUGUCAACGGCCCCUCCGGGGCGCCCCACAGAGAGCUCGCCUGCGUGUCUGCCGCAGCAACUAAGGAGGUCCUGAGCCUGGAAGAGGAGGGCAGAAGCAGAGGGAGCCCGAAGGAAAGCAAAGCGCGCCUGGAUCAGUCCACAAGGGGCUGGCUGGCUGCGCACCCGGCUUCACGGACAUGGCGCCCCUUAGGACUUUACUCGUCACUGAGUUACAGCCGUACUUGAGCUGGCAGAAAAUUAACUUGCAUGAACUUUGCUGCCCCCGUUUCUGCUCCUGUCUCUGACCUGGCUUAUCCCGGGGGUCGGGGGUCCUGAUUACAUGUUCAAGGCACUCUAAGUAAAGCGAUCAACAGAUUC